Molecule: messenger RNA, 195 nt
Organism: Paramecium sonneborni
Lineage: Eukaryota; Ciliophora; Oligohymenophorea; Peniculida; Parameciidae
Source: the annotation of a GenBank genome assembly
AUGAAAUUGAUCCAGCUCUUAAGAAUUUGGAAAAUGAAUUUUCAAAGAUAAAAACUAUUAAACUAAGUUGGUAAAAUUCAUUAUUUUCAAUUAUUGGCACUCAAUAAUCAUAUAAGAAUUUGGUUGAUCGACUUUAUUAUUAGAAGGGCAAUACUAAAUUAAAACAAAAAAAAUUUGACUUUGCUUAAUUUCUGA